Messenger RNA from Drosophila albomicans, 3275 nucleotides. RefSeq names its product amyloid protein-binding protein 2 (gene Pat1). Gene Ontology annotation, biological process: intracellular protein transport. The record is from RefSeq and is a predicted model, not a curated record. Lineage: Eukaryota; Metazoa; Arthropoda; Insecta; Diptera; Drosophilidae. The transcript is spliced from 8 exons. Gene Ontology annotation, molecular function: protein binding. Bases 354 to 2489 code for a protein of 711 amino acids.
GCAAGUGCGGUCACGCUGGCUGCCAUCCCCGAAGACACAAAUAUUAAUUUCUUUUUGCAUAAAAAUCGAAGCAAAAAUAAAAACGUACAUUUUAUUGCAUUUGGUCGAUCGUAAGUAAUGCACAGCAAAAGCUAACGGGCAAAAUAUACGUGCAAAUCGUACGUGUUCAAGCAAUUAAAUGCUUACGAUAUUGUAGCUUCCUCCUCGCCCCGCCCCGCAGCGAGUUUGAUUUUCGUUGUUGUUGUUGGCAGCAGUUGAUCACAAUACGCAAAGGAAACUAAGAAACUUCAAGAACAGUAACAACAACAAUAACAACAACAACAAGAGCAGAAGAGAAGAGAACUGAAAACAAAAUGGCUGCUCACCAGCAGCUAUUGGCUUUGAUGUCAUCGGCCUCCGGUCACAACAACAACAACAGCCCCGAGCCACUGUACGAUCUGGCAUUGAAUGCCGUUGUCAACAGCCUGGACUGCAAAGUCCCCGCUUUGGGGCGCAUCAGCAAGCUGCCGGAGUUGCCUCGCAAUCUGCUCAUCGAUGUCUACGAGAGAAUCUCGCAACGUGAUGACUUGAAGGACUCACUGUUGGAGGAGCUCUCCAAGCUUCGGGUAUUCAGAUGCCUCGUCCGCUUCACAUCAGCGCGCAAUCAAUUGCUGCGCAUUGUCGCUUCCUUAAUGGCCAGCAACAAGUCGCUGACGCGUCGCCUCAGCGAGGCAUACGAAGUGCUCUUCAGUGUACCACAAAUCGAACAGCCCGAACAGAGCGAACAGGUUGGCGAUAGCAGUCAUAAAUUGGACAAGGAGCUGUUCAGUGAUGAGUACAGUAAAAUGCAGAUUACCGAGCAACAACAGAAUGCCGCAGCUGGCUGCAGCAGCAGCAGCGACUCAUCAUCAUCAUCAUCAUCAGCAUCAUUACCAGCAUCAACAACGACGUCCAGCGAGAUCGACGAUCAUCAACACUCACAACUGCCGAAUGUCACAGUAAAGUUGGCCCACUUGCUGGACGACCUCGAUGAUUUGGAUGAUCAGGAUGCGCUGGCCAUUGAUUUGGGACUGCGAUUGGGCAGCUUUCUGUCCGAGGCAGGCUGGAUGCAGGAGAGCAUCUCAGUGCUGUCGUGCCUCAACGAAAGACUGAAGCGCAUGCCGCCCUUCAAGAACAUGCUGGUCACGCGAGUCGACUGUUUGCAGCGUCUACUUUAUGCGGAAUCAUCGCACUGUAAUUUCAAAUUGGCGCAACAAACGUACGCGGAACUGAUCAAGCUGGCGCCCAUGUUCGAUCGCCAAGUGCCCUCGCCAUUGAUUGCGAUGGCCUACACACAAAUCUCGUCCAUGUACUUUGCCCGCAACGAGUACAACAACAGUCACAUGUGGAGCGUGAAGGCGCUGCAUCAUUUGCAUGUGUCAGCGCCCACACGCGUUGCCAUCGAUGUGUUGCGUCAGGCGGCCAAAGCUUGUGUGGUUAAACGAGACUUUGCACGCGCCAAUUUGCUCAUCUGCCAAGCUGUGCGGCGUGCUCGUGAACACUUUGGUCCAACGCAUCAGAAAUACGGCGAUGCACUGCUCGAUUAUGGCUUCUUUUUGCUGAACGUCGAUUCGGUGUUUCAAUCGGUGAAUGUGUACAAGGAAGCGUUGGCUGUGCGUCGCGGCAUCUUUGGCAACAUGAAUUUCCAUGUGGCCAUCGCCCACGAGGAUCUUUCGUAUGCGUAUUACGUGCAUGAAUAUAGCACUGGUGACUUCAGUUGUGCCCAAGAUCAUGUGGAUAAGGCGGUUAACAUUAUGAAGAAUCUGGUGCCAAGCAAUCAUUUAAUGUUGGCAUCGGCGAAGCGUGUGAAAGCCCUGUUGUUAGAGGAGAUUGCGCUCGAUAAGAUCGCCGAUGGCAUGGAUGAGGAGGAUUUGCUGUUGCAAUCGGAGGAGCUGCACAAUUUCGCGUUGCAACUCUCGCUGGAGGUGUUUGGCGAGGUGAAUGUGCAGACGGCGAAACAUUAUGGAAAUCUGGGGCGUUUGUAUCAAACAAUGAAUCGUUUCGACGAGGCCGAGCGUAUGCAUCAGAAGGCCAUCAAAAUCAAGACAGAUCUCCUUGGUCCCUAUGACUAUGAGGUUGGACUGUCGAUUGGACAUUUGGCGUCGCUCUACAACUAUCAAAUGAAAAAGUUUCGCCAGGCCGAAGAUCUAUAUCUGCGCAGCAUUGAUAUAAGCUUGCGUUUGUUUGGCAGCACUUACUCGGGCUUGGAGUACGAUUAUCUGGGACUGUGCCAUGUCUAUGAGACACUCCAUGAAUUUGAAAAGUAUUUACGCUACGCUCACAUUCUCGAAAAUUGGCAGCUAUUGCGUGGCCAAAAUCUAACACAAAACAAAUCCAGCUAUCCGGCGAUUGAGGAGGAUUACUCCAUUGAUCUGGUGAAGGCAAAGUUUUUUACCGAGAACAGCAACACGCAUAAAAAUGUUGGAGGCGCCUCUAGUUCUUCGACGUUGCCCAGCACAAGCGCUAAUUGAAAGCGGACCAAGCGGCAAAUAAGCAUUGCUUAGGUGUUGUACUACACUCUACAUACACACACACACACAACACACACGCAUUCUCACACACAACAUACAAACUGACGUAAAAGUUAUGUAAAAUAUAUACGUGUUAUUAUAGCUUACAACUUCCAAUUUACUUAGCUUAAAGCUUCAAGCAAAACAUAAAUUUGUUAACAAAUCUUUUCGGCUAGAGAGAAAGGCAAUUCGCCAUGACAAAAGAAAACAGCAACAACAACAAGCCGAACAACAACGUUUUGCGUCUGUCAACGCCCACAUGGAAUAUCUUUGAUUCUUCUCUUUUUUUAACGCAUUCUAUAUAUCUAUAUAUUUCUUGUUUUAAAUUGACACAAAUGAAAACUGCAUUCGGUUUGUUAUCAAAUACAUAAUAUAUAUAUAUAAUUGUACUGUGAGAUUACAUAUGUAAGUGAGGAGGCAAAAGGUGUGAAUUUGCUGUCAACAUAAAUCUUUCUUUUUUUUGUUUACUAUCAUUAUUAUUAUUAUUUUUCGUUUUGGUCAACUACUUAAUUGUACAACAUUAUUUAUUAUUUUCAUUACACACACAAUUUGUAAAUGUUUUUCUUGAAUUUUGUUAAAAAGUAUACUCUCCGUGAGUUUGAACACACGAAAUAGAUAAAAAAAAAAAACACGUAAAAUUGGUUUAAUCCAAUAACCCGUUCAUAUUUUAAUUCUAAAAUACGAAUAAAUGAUGUGAUUGAUAUAAAUAAAUGCAUGCAAAACGUGCAUGUGUUUAUUCAUACAUAA